GUAAUGCUUUCUGCAAGCACCAGUGUCAUCUGGUCAAACAAGCUGCACUUCCAAGAAAGUAGGAGUUCUGAGAGUUUCUGACAUGGACUGAGGUCAUGAAGAUGUAAGGCAGAAAGUAUGGAGUCCAGAAACCAGAGCCUCCCUGCUGUAGGAAAAGUCUGAAUGGAGGAUUUAGAGUGGAGCAGCAGAAAGGGGAGGAAUGAGUGACAGGUGGGGAGAAGGAAAAGCUUCAACACUCCUUCCAUAGACGGAGGGACGUUCUUCUAAACUUCUUUUUUUCUGUUUGUGUUAUGACUGCAUCAACACAAACCUGACACUCUAAUGUGCAGGUCUGUGCCUGCACGAGCGUCUGCUGUCUGAGCGCAUGCAUCCAUGCAUACAUCUGAGAACGCUGCAUGUGUGUCACUGUGUGUGUGUUGUAAGUCAGUGAGAGAGGGACAACAAGGGAGUGAGAGCAAGAGAGAAAUGAGGGAGUUUUGAGAGGCAAACGGGAGAUCCUCAUGUGCGGCUUUGCGCUCUUUCCCGGCAAGUUUCCCGCCGUCCCUCAGGAUUCUUUACGUUCAGAGUAAAGAAGUUCUUCUUUGACCACCUCCAGAUCCACUCCACCUUUCACUCUCUCCAUUCCAUCACGGACAAACUUGGCCUUUUCCAGUCGCCGCUCCUUGACCCCCCAAGUCUCCUCUGAUCCCCUGAUGGGCUCCAUAUCAGACAGCAGCUCCGAAUUCCCUUCAUCGACUCUGAGAAGCUGUCUCCGCCCCUAACCGCCUCGCCCCCGUCCACACACCCUAAGCCCCGAUGGAGUCUAAAGACACCAUGAUGACGAGCAUUCUUACCACGGACAAACAGGAGUACGAGGAGGGCAAAGGGAGCAGGAAGGAGGAGACGCCUCAGGAAGACGCUAACCUGCCGUUAGUCGAUGGCGUCGCUGACAGAGGACCCAAGACCUCCGGCACGGGUCAACAGGUGUCCAACGGCUUCACAACGUCCACCCCUCAGAGUCCUAGAGAGGCAGCGGGCACUGCGGUGGGGGCCCCGGGGAUGCCCCCUGCCCCCGGAGGGGGCCCUGGGGCCUCGGCGCCCUUCGGAGGCCUAAGAACUCUGGUGGUCCAGCAGACCAGCCUGGACAGGCCCAGAGAGACUUGGAGCAAGAAGAUGGACUUCCUGCUGUCGGUGAUCGGCUACGCCGUGGACCUGGGCAACGUCUGGCGCUUCCCGUACAUCUGCUACCAAAAUGGAGGAGGUGCUUUUCUGCUCCCCUACCUGUUGAUGGCGGUGUUCGGAGGUGUGCCGCUCUUCUACAUGGAGCUGGCUCUGGGGCAGUUCCACCGCAGCGGUUGCAUCUCCAUCUGGAAGCACAUCUGUCCCAUCUUCAAAGGAAUUGGCUUUGCCAUCUGCAUCAUAGCUCUCUACAUUGCCUUCUAUUACAACACCAUCAUGGCGUGGGCCCUCUACUACCUGCUGUCGUCUUUUCGGCCCACCCUGCCGUGGACCACCUGCACCAACAGCUGGAACACGGUCAACUGCAACCGCUACCUGUCCUCCGACCAGAACGUCACUUGGUCCAACUCGUCCACGUCUCCCGCCGAGGAGUUCUAUACUCGCCAGGUGUUGCAGGUCCACCUCUCUUCGGGUCUGCACCAGCUGGGCUCUGUCAGCUGGCAACUGGCCCUCUGUCUGCUCUUCAUCUUCACCAUCGUUUAUUUCAGCAUCUGGAAAGGGGUCAAGACGUCAGGAAAGGUGGUAUGGGUCACGGCCACAUUCCCCUAUCUGGUUCUGCUGAUCUUGCUGAUUCGAGGGGCUACUCUACCCGGGGCCUGGAGAGGUGUCGUCUUCUAUCUCAAACCAGACUGGGAGAAACUGCUCAGCACCACGGUGUGGAUCGACGCAGCCGCUCAGAUCUUCUUCUCCCUGGGUCCGGGCUUCGGCGUGCUUCUCGCCUUCGCCAGCUACAACCCGUUUCACAACAACUGCUACAAGGACGCGUUGGUCACCAGCUCGGUGAACUGUCUGACCAGCUUCCUGUCGGGCUUCGUCAUCUUCACAGUGCUGGGAUACAUGGCCGAAAUGCGGCAUCAGAACGUGGAUGAUGUGGCCAAGGAUGCAGGCCCCAGUCUGCUGUUCAUCAUUUAUGCAGAAGCCAUUGCAAACAUGCCUGCCGCCACGUUCUUCGCCAUCAUCUUCUUCCUCAUGAUCAUAAUGUUGGGUCUGGACAGCACGUUUGCAGGUUUGGAAGGGGUGAUCACGGCGAUGCUGGACGAGUUCCCGCGUCUCCUCGCUCACAGGCGAGAGUGGUUUGUCUUUGGUCUUGUGUGCGUCUGCUACCUGGGAGCCCUGUCCACACUCACAUAUGGAGGAGCGUUUGUGGUGAAGCUGUUUGAAGAGUACGCCACAGGCCCCGCGGUCAUCACCGUGGUGCUGCUAGAGGUCAUCGCCGUUUCCUGGUUCUACGGCACCAGCCGCUUCUGUAACGACGUCCAGCUCAUGCUCGGCUUCUACCCGGGGUGUUUCUGGCGGGUCUGCUGGGUGGCCAUCUGCCCCUGCUUCCUUCUGUUCAUCAUCAUCAGCUUCCUGGCGUUUCCUCCAGAGGUCAAGUUGUUCCACUACAAAUACCCACCGUGGACUACUGUGCUGGGCUACUGUAUCGGAGUGUCCUCCUUCAUCUGCGUGCCGUCUUAUAUGGUCUACCACUUGCUGAACGCAAAGGGCACCUUCAAACAGCGCCUCUUAAAAAGCAUCACCCCAGAGCCCAGCAGUGAAAACCACAGAGACUACAUCGUGACCAACGCAAUCUAACCAAACAGGCUGACCAACAGGAGGUGCCUCUCCGGCUGUCUGAGGCCCCCUCUUCUGGAUAAACUGCAAAACUACAGCAAAAAGGGGAUACCGUUCACCUCCUCUGCCUCUUUUCAUGCUUCAGCUGUUUCUCUCCACCCCACUAAGACUGUUAUUUUGGUUGAGUGAGGCUACAGCAGUCUGUCUGCUUCAUCUUGGGAACAUUUCUGACAUUUUACCCUUCUAACUAUCAGUCACAUUCUUUUUUGUUAUCGACCAAAAACUACAAUUCCCAAAAGCUCCACCCCUUCAGAUUUGGUUUCAUUAAAAUCCCACAUAAGCCCUCUGUAGAAACCAAAAUGAGUUACUUCAGUAGUCUACAAGGGCUGGGAGGCAAUCAGGUUUAGAAAUGUCCUCUGCAUCGGUGGUAGACGGAAGGUUAAGUUACUCCAAAAGCUAUGUGCACACAGGUAUGAGACACACGUUCUUCAUUGUGUGUUUACUCCAUGGUAUUCACACUGGACAAGCAGGGAGGGGCUGCUUAUUCUUUUCAUUUUCUAGCAUUUAAUAGCCCAUGUCCGCCACCUACAGUUGGUAGAGCUUUGCCGUGAAAUGUCAAAGACUUGAUGUCAUAGAAUUCCAUCUGGGUACAAACCACAAUUGUUAAUUUCUCCUCCAUGAUCAAUUUUGAAAAGGGACACCACCCAUCCAUAACUACCAAAUCAAAGUCCCCGAUUGGUCAAAGUCAACCUGGUUUAAUAUUCAAUAAGUGUUCAACAGUUACACAUUUUGUACGUAGAGCCUGAAAAUGGUUUUGGAAACUUGCGUAGCUGAUUAUAAGUAGCUUAUAAGCAUUCAAGUGAUGAAUGCACUCUCCUUGCACACCCGUUUGGCACUCCUUUUUGCAACCUGACUUUUGGAAACGAGGAAAUUAGACAUUCAGUGUGUAGCUUGUGUGGACAUCCCGUAAGCUCUUACAUAUCACACCCACAUGCAUGCAGCAUUAAGGAGCCAGUACUUCCACCUCACCAAUGACUGGAUUGUGGCAUUAGGGCACCAUUCAGCAUCACCACUCGUAUGUCAGCAGAUUCGCACUCUCAACUCGUCACAUAUUGACCCCUCCUCUUCAAAAAUAGACAUUUUGGGUGUCCCUAACUUGUCAUUUAUUUGAUGUUGUGCUGGCUUUUCCCAUUAAAUCACGGGUAACAACCUCCGGUAAAAAACGGAACCGGGACUGGAACCCAGUAUCAGUACCCAAGCCCUAACCCGAUACCAGUUUGCGCCCAGUACCACUUUCAAGCCUGGUGCGUGUCCAGUACUGCAUCUGGUACUGGGUCAGGUCUGGUACUGCAUCUGGUACCAAAUUCGGUUCACGUCCGGUAACGUGUCCGGUUCGCGUCCAGUACCACGUCGAGUCUGGUAUCGCAUCCAGUGUCGGGUUAGGGUACUGGGUUAGGGUACUGGGUUAGGGUACUGGGUUAGGGUACCGGUUGCCUGUGGCCAGAACGCACGUUUACAUAGACUCUCAUUGGACGUGGUCUCUUGAACGCGCGCUGUCGAUGGCCGUGUGAACGUAGCUUGAGUCCCACGACUAUCUUUAUCCAUUCUCUACUAAGUCACUUAGAAACACUUUCCUGGAUAUCUCUUUAAAGUUACACUCAGAAGCCCUGAUGGCUCCACUUCCCUCCUCGUUUGAGGCUGUGUUUUCAUAUUACAUGAAUGAGUUAUGCAUAUGUAGCCAGAUUCAGGUCUAUUUUCUCUGUUACUGAAGCCAAAUACCAGAUCUGCUCUGUUCCUGUCUCUGAAACCUUUUCGAUAGUACAGCUGUCGUGGUGCGCUGUUGACUGUGAGUCUGUCCUCAUCUGGUGAUUUCUUGGAGGAGCGGCAGAUUUGUAGCGAGGUCCCCACACUGUGAAGCCCUGUCUGGUGGUGACAUGAAUGUGUGUGUGUGUGUUUAAAAGGAAGGAGGAAACGUAAUCACAGACAGAAGGAAAAUACACAUGUAUUCGUUCUAUAACUGCAAUAUGAGAUCGAUGUAUUUAUUUUGGAAUGUAGCCGUGCAGGACGUCUGUCGGAGUGGAGGCGGUCCUGAGCUCUCCCUUCUCCUUGUUCUUCAGUAACUGGAUCCAAAUAUGGAUCAGAGCUAAUAAACGAGAAGAAAACCAUCAUCUUUUUUUAUUUUCAACCAAAUAUUUGUGUGCCUCUGUGUGUGCAUGUGUGUACGAGUGUGUUUUCGAAAGAUUUGAAUUAUGGCAAGCACUGUACAUGCUCAAGUGUAUUUACUAAUCAGUCUGGUAUUGAUGUAAUCAUGUGAAGACCCGUCUCCUCCCUUCAUGGAUGUGUGCUGUGGGGGCCCUGUUUCUCGGAUGUGUGUGUACAGUGAUCUUCAUGUGUGGGUGUGUGUGUGUGCGUGUGUGUCGGUGAUGUGAUCUCCAGUUGUCUUGUUAAAUGCCAAACUAUCUAACGAAAAACUCCAUCUUGCCUCUUUCUGUCUCAUACCUCUCAAGCUUAUGUAAGAGUGAUGUAUGUCAAUAAAAGACUGUACUGAGAACCCUCUGUAUAGAAUAAAGAUAUAUAAAUAUAUGGGAAAUAAUAAAGAUAUAUGAACAUUAA
Molecule: messenger RNA, 5385 nt
Organism: Oryzias melastigma (Indian medaka)
Lineage: Eukaryota; Metazoa; Chordata; Actinopteri; Beloniformes; Adrianichthyidae
Gene: slc6a4a
Product: solute carrier family 6 member 4a
Exons: 14
Coding region: 796-2793 (665 amino acids)
Biological process (GO): sodium ion transmembrane transport; serotonin uptake
Cellular component (GO): neuron projection; membrane
Molecular function (GO): serotonin:sodium:chloride symporter activity; serotonin binding
Source: RefSeq, a predicted model, not a curated record